Molecule: messenger RNA, 592 nt
Organism: Brienomyrus brachyistius
Lineage: Eukaryota; Metazoa; Chordata; Actinopteri; Osteoglossiformes; Mormyridae
Product: sodium channel subunit beta-3-like
Exons: 6
Coding region: 38-592 (184 amino acids)
Biological process (GO): immune response; positive regulation of T cell proliferation; cellular response to lipopolysaccharide
Cellular component (GO): external side of plasma membrane
Source: RefSeq, a predicted model, not a curated record
AAGCCGACUCACCCGGAAAAAAUAUAUACUGCAGAGAAUGAGCGAGAAGAAGCUAAGCAUGCUGUACACGACUGUACCAAGGUUUAGCUGCAGGGUAAAAGUCUGGGUUCUGCUGGUCGUCUGCGUUGGACACUGUUUCCCUGUUGUCUUAGGGACGGAUUUAGCUAUUGAAGCUCAUACUGGGGAGACUGUCACACUGCGCUGCGAUGGAAGAACACUUAAGGACACAGAGGAGCUUCAGUGGAUGUUUAAAAGCCAACCUGCCUCUUCAUAUGCAAAUGGAACCUUGUGUGAAGCUGGACAUCAUAUCAACCGAACCUGGCUUGGAUCCAUCCAGCAGAACAACUUCUCUUUACUUAUUACUGAUGUCACAAAGGAGGAUGAUGGGGUUUACACAUGUCGCAUCAGUGGACAUACAGGAGACAUACAAAGCAUUCGCCUUAUUGUUCUCGAUGCAGAGACUGACCGGGAGCAAAGGGCUGCAGGGACCCAACAAGGAGAUGCAGAGAGUCACCAGGAGCAAAGGGCUGCAGGGACCCAACAAGGAGAGGGUGUGUCCCCCCCCCCCCCACCGCUCCCCAGGAUCAGGUGA